AUGACUCGUACUCAAUCCUUGUUUUCUAUAGGAGAGGAUGUAGGAAAGGCGAAACUACAAAGAGUGAAUUACAAAUACAUCAUCUCAGUAGUGAAGGAGGGGAAAAAUCUUCAAAAUGUAUGGGACAAGUUCUCAGAUACCAACGUGCAUGUUUAUAUCUCGAUAGAGCAGGGUAACGUGACGUUGAAUAGGCUGACCUAUGGUGACGAUGGCGACGUCUUGAGUAGAGUGGUUGCAACACUCGAUCUCGGGUCGAUAAAACCGAGAUAUAUUGCUGUGUUUGCCACGCACAUGCAGUACUGCCCAUCGUUUAUUUCGGGGAUAGAUACAGUCUUUGACGUAUGGCUGAGAGGACAUCCAUUGAACGUGCAAGGUCAGAUAGACGAACAUUUACCCCCACGCGAAUAUCUCAACACUUGCCUCCGGGACGUGCUCCUGAGUAUGAUCGCAAUAGUCUUGUUGAAGGAGCCCACAGAUCAGGUAUAG
This is a messenger RNA of Haemonchus placei, 486 nucleotides long. The record is from the annotation of a GenBank genome assembly. Lineage: Eukaryota; Metazoa; Nematoda; Chromadorea; Rhabditida; Trichostrongylidae.